AUGUCUUUCGGCUUCGGCAGCAACAAUAACAACGCCAACACAGGCAGCACAUUUGGUGGCUUCGGUAGCUCAAACACGGGCGGCGGCUUCGGCGCAACCAACAACGCGUCAACCGGAGGCUCGCUGUUCGGCGGAAACACAGCUACCUCGGGCGGCUUCGGUGGCUUUGGCUCUACCGCAAACACUUCUUCACCCUUCGGCGGCGGAAGCAAGCCUGCUUUUGGCGCGCCUGCCACGACCUCGAGCGGAGGUGGGAUGUUCGGCAACAAUGCCAACACUACAACGAGUGGAGGUUUUGGAAGCGGUGGUGGUUUCGGGGCAUCAACGAAUACUGGUGGGUUUGGAGGCACCACUGGUGGAGGUAAGGAGCACCACGAGCUCGAGAUCAGCCAGUUCAUCCGGCACAACACUAACAUUUACAAAGGUCUCUUCGGUCAGAAUAAGCCUGCGACAGGUGGCUUCGGCUCCAGCAACACUGGCGGCUCUCUCUUCGGAGGCGGCAACACCGGCGGUGGCUUCGGCUCGACCCAACCGCAGAACAACAACAAUCCUUUCAGCACGAACCCAGCCUCCAACACCAACACCGGCUUCGGCGCAUCUAACGCAGGCGGCAGCGGCUUCACAUUCGGCGGUGCAGCCUCGAACACGCAAGCCAACAACAAUAACAACAACAACAACAAUGGCACCGCCAACACUCCAUUCCAGCCUGUCACGGAGAAAGAUCCUGGCGCCAGUACUUCCUCGGCCUACCAAUCCAUAACCAUGCAACCCCCAUACAACGGCAAGAGCUUUGAGGAGCUGCGAGUGGAGGACUACGCCCAAGGGAGGAGGUUUGGUAACAGCAACGGCCAAGCAGGCAGCUUCGGUCAAAGCACAGGCUUCGGCGGCUUCGGGGCGAACAACAACAACACGAGCACAGCAGGUGGCGGUCUGUUUGGGGGAAACAACACUGCCACGGCCGGUGGUGGUGGCUUCGGCUCGAACACUGGAGGGUUUGGCAGCACAAACACCGGCGGCGGGUUCGGAAGUACCAACAACACAGGUGGAGGUCUAUUCGGCAGUACUCAGAACAAGCCUGCAACGGGUGGAUUGUUCGGCGCAUCGAACACAUCUGGCACAACAACCGGAGGCUUCGGCAGUACUGCGAACAACACCGGCGGUGGCCUUUUCGGAGGUGGCGGCGGCGGAGGAUUCGGAGCCAGCACCACUCAGAACAACAACACCGGCGGAGGGCUGUUUGGAAAUAACAACAACCAGCAGCAGCAGCAGAAUAAGCCUGCUUUCGGCGGCUUUGGCGCAUCCACGACCAACACGAACACCGGCGGUGGUUACGGCAGCACGAACACAGGUGGUGGGUUGUUCGGCGGUUCUCAGCAGAAUACGGGCGGCGGUCUCUUUGGCGGACAGCAGAACCAGCAGCAGAACCAGCAGAGCAACCCGUUCGGCGCGUCCAACACGAAUACCGGAGGCGGGCUCUUCGGCAACAACCAGAACAAACCUGCAUCCGGCGGUCUGUUUGGCAACAACCCGAGCACGAAUACUGGCGGUGGCCUCUUCGGAGGCCAGAACAACAACAACAACAACCAGCAGCAGCAGAGCAACCCAUUCGGCGCCUCUCAGAACACUGGUGGCGGUCUUUUCGGCAACCAGAAUCAAAACAAGCCUCAGGGUACUGGUCUCUUCGGUAGCAGCACCACCAAUACAAACACAGGCGGCGGUCUCUUCGGCGGCCAGAACAACAAUCAGCAAGGCAGUGGCGGUCUGUUCGGUGGUGGCAACAACAACAACACCGGCGGAGGUCUGUUCGGAAGCCAGAACAAGCCUGCGGGUGGUCUCUUCGGCGGCAGCACCUCAAAUCAAGGCAACACGGGCUCAGGCCUGUCUCUGUUUGGUGGCAACAACCAGCAGAAUCAACAGAACAAUGGUGGAGGUCUGUUCGGUGGAAGUCUUGGCCAGAAUCAGAACCAGAACAGCACGACUACCAACUCUCUGUUUGGAGGCAGUCUGGGACAGAGCCAACAGGCGACGCCGCAAAACCAGCUACAUGCAUCACUCACCAACGCACCCUACGGCAACGAGCAACUCUUCUCAUCGCUCGCAGCGCCAUCUCCGCCCGUUGGCCCACUUGCGACACCACUGACAGGCGCGCGGCCUGCACCUCGGAAGACUCCCAGCUUGCUAACAAGCGCGAGGGCGAACACCCCAGUCUACAGCCCAAGAGGUAGCACCACCGGCGGUGGAGGGUAUGGCUUCAGCUACUCCACCUACGGCACACCUGGUUCGGCGUUCACUUCGGGAAGCCUAACGCCUAUAGCAAGCAGUUUGUUGAGACCUACUGGUAGCCUAAGCAGCGCUCUUACUGGCCGUCUUAACAAGAGCUUCAGCACGAGCAACCUGCGCGGCGAUGCAACACCCGGACUACGUGGAAGCCUGCUGCGACCGAGUACCUUCUCUCCUAACGGCACUCCAGGCAGCUUUCAGAGUGGCAGCAUGCGUAGGCUGAAGAUCGACCGAAGCCUGCGAACGGAUUUGUUCGGACCUGCGGAACCGCCGAGCACUGUCGAGACCCCCAGACAGUCGCGGAGCUCUGCAAGUCAAGCCAGCUUCCAGCAGCCAUCGGCCCAACAGAGCACGGCCGCGCCUUCCAACUCGAACGCGCUCGUGCGCACUGAAGAGGAAGAAGAGCCGGAGCAGAGCACACCGCCAGCACUCAUGCGCGCCGCACCAGGUAGGUCCCAGCAGCCUGAGAUGGAGCAGGCCAAUGGCAACACCCUCACGACUGUCCCCGAGCAUGGCGAAGCACCUCGUCCGACCUCCGCGCCCAGUACCAAAGCUCCAGCCCCGGCCGAGAAGUCGCUCACGCGCAACGAAGCCGGCGAAUACUGGACGAAGCCGGCGAUGAAGGAUCUCAAGAACAUGUCGCGCCAGCAGCUCGAGAACAUUGGCAACUUCGUUGUUGGCCGUGAUGGCAUUGGUCGCAUUGAAUUUGGUGCCGUCGAUCUGACAAAUACUCAGCUGGAUACCAUCUGCGGCGACAUUGUCAAGUUGACGCCGCGUUCUGCAACCGUCUAUGAGGAUGACGCCAACAAGCCGAGCAUGGGCAAGGCGCUCAAUGUGCCAUCAACUAUACAUCUCGAGCAGUCGUGGCCAAGGUCCAAUGGUGGGCAGAAAGCGCUCAACGCGAAGAGCGGCAGGGCGUACGACAAGCACAUUGCUCGCCUGAAGCGUGUCAAUGGCACCCACUUCGUCAAUUAUAAUCCCGAUACUGGUAUCUGGACCUUCACCGUCGACCACUUUACGACCUACGGCCUCGAUGACGACGACGAGUCUGAGUUCGACGAUGACACGCAGAUGCAGGGCGACUCAAGUGGACUAAGCGAUGCGCUUGCAACGCCUACUGAUCAGCAAGACAUGACCAUGGACAGCGUUGACACCGGGAGUGGCGAGAUGGAUGACACGUUCCAAUUCCAACUCGACAGGCGCUCCCAGCUUAAUGUGCCGGGCGGCUUCGGCGAUGGCGAUGGCGAGGAUACGUUCAUCCGCCAUGGGCAACACACUGACGGAGAAGACGAGCACAUGAUGUCCGGCGGGCUCGGCGAGAUGGAAGAGGAUUCUUUCAUGUCCUCGGGUGGCGCUGUGCAAGCUCCCUCUCCUGGCGCAGUCGAGCGCUAUCACUCAAGCAUGGUAGAUGAUGAUGGGGAAGAAGCAGUUGAGGAAGAAGAUGUUGAGGGAGUUGAGAAGGCCGUUCCAGGCUCGUUCGCUCCGGAGCCGAAGAUGCCUCGAUCGAUUCUGAAGCCGAUCACCGGUCUUGGUGCGCUCAUGUCACCAGAGAAGCUUGCGACCGAAACCUGGGAGGAGCAGCUCCAGCGGACCAUGAGCCCGAGGAAGCGUGACCGUCAAGCGCUCAAGGAGAUGCAGCAGGGAUUGUUCAAGGCUAUCGACGAGGAUGGGAACGACAGUCCGUUGCUAAGGCAGAGCAUGCUAGGCCGCAGCGCUCUCGACCAGAGUUAUCUGGCUCAGCGCAGCGCGAAGCAGGCAAAGAUUGACGGCAAGGGCGCCAGCAAGCAAGAGAGUGCGGCAUUCCGCGGCUCGAUGGAUCUGAUGAAGUCGUUGUGGGGUCAAGAUGAGGCAGCGGGAAAGAAGGUCCCGGCCGCGGCCAAAGGCUUCGAGAACCCAUAUCCGAAGCGCCGGCGCCUUUCCUUGCGACCUCAAGAUGAUGAAUGGCUCAGCUGCCUUCGCCCUUCUAUCAACAAUGACAAUACUUUCAUGUUCGCGGCCACACCCAGCUCUGCCCCUGUUUCUGGCGAGUUGGCGCCAUCCAGACUACAAGCUCUUGUCGACCAUCGCAAACAGGUCCGCUUCGCCGGGCUCGUCACGCCCGAGGACCUCCAGCCUGACACCCUCGGCUUGCAACAGGAUAGUACCGUCAUCGAUACCGAGCACGAGUUUGCCGUUACCAUCACAAGCGAUAAGCACUCCUUCGCCACUCUCGCCGAAUCCGUACAACCCGGCCUUGCCAUCUCUGAUCGUGAGACUUCGAUCUGGAAAGUGUGCAGCAUUCUGUUCGACUCCGUCGAGAUUGCCUGUGCCGCCUUCAUCCGCGGUGUUCCAGAAGACCGGAUCGAUGAGCUCGAGCCAAGGAUGCGAAUGGAUGCGCUUGCUGCCUUCUGGACUCAGUUUGUAGAGUCGGACGUCGAGAAGGGCUUGAAGAGUUCUAAGACCGCAGAGGAGAAGGCCCUGCUGUACUUGACGAGGGGCGAUGUUGUCACGGCCUGUGAGAUACUUGUGCAAGGGAGAUGCUUCAAGCUCGCAGCCCUAGUUGCACAGUUGCCAGGAAGUGACCAAGGUCGAGCGAUGACCAAGCAACAGAUAGGGGUUUGGAGGGAGCGGAAGGAAUGGAGUGAGUUUGGGGAUGCUGUGAGGGCAUUGUAUUCUGUACUCGCUGGAGAGUGCUGCGUGGUGGAAGGGCAGAAGGGGCCGAGCGAGGAUCGCGCGGGAGAAUUUCAUAUGGCGGAGAGGUUCGGACUCAGCUGGCGGCAGAGCUUUGCCCUUCGCCUGCUCUAUGGAGGUCGCGAGAGCAUCGGAUAUGUCGUCAAGGCGUAUAUGCAGGAUCUGAACGCUGGCAGGGAGGUUUUGCAGCCAACGCAGACUUGGGCGGACCUCAAGGAGACUACUGAUACGCUGCUGGAGUUGCUGCGUGUCGCCGCUGGAGGCCAUGACGCCGCGGGCAUAUUCAACGCCAAAGCUGUUUCUGGCGCUCACUUCGACUCACGUCUGGCAUGGCAGAUGGCUUGUCUGCUGCAUGUGAAGGGCAUCAUCUCCAUUCCGGACGACCGUAUGGACACGCUUACGCUGGACUUUGCCACCGAGCUCGAAGCGGCUGGCCAUCUGACUAGCAGUGUCUGGAUCUUGCUCCACAUCCGCGACACCAACGCUCGAGUCUCCGCGGUUGCUGGCAUGCUGCAGCGCAAUGCUGGCCGCAUCUCCGAGCCGGUCCACCCACAGGACGAGAACACGGGUAGUUUCGACGACCUACGCGAGCACUGCUAUAUCCCCAGCUCGAUGCUCUGGAAGGCGAAGGCGCUGUAUGCACAAUCAGUCCUCUGUGACCCGGCGCUCCAGACGUUCUGGCUCAUCAAGGCUGGUCUGUCCGAGGAGGCGCACGAUGUUCUGUGCACAACACUCGGCCCGAAGGCUGUGAUUGAGCAAGACUACACUCCUUUGUCCCGCGUGCUUGCCGCCUUUCCAACGCGCGAGGUAGAAGGCUGGCGCAGUGGUGGUGCGGUGUACACCGAGUUCGUAAAGCUGGUGCGCGCGAGAGAGGCAAGGAAGGGCCUGGAAGAGGCGGGUGUGAAUGUCGCCCGGUUGAGAAAGGGCUUGGGCAUGCUGCACGAGAACUUGAAGGGCGGCGGGGCAGGUCUCGAGGAGAGAGUGGCUGUGGUGGAGAUGGGGAAAGUGGUCGAGGAGGCAGUGAGAGAGGAAGGCAUGGAGGGCGAAGGUCACCGGCGGGCGGAGAUGGGUGGGAAGGCAGCGGGGAUGUGGGAGAGGUAUUCGAGAACGAUGGGGGUUGUUGGCUGA
Molecule: messenger RNA, 6078 nt
Organism: Saxophila tyrrhenica
Lineage: Eukaryota; Fungi; Ascomycota; Dothideomycetes; Mycosphaerellales; Extremaceae
Exons: 2
Coding region: 1-6078 (2025 amino acids)
Biological process (GO): telomere tethering at nuclear periphery; post-transcriptional tethering of RNA polymerase II gene DNA at nuclear periphery; RNA export from nucleus
Cellular component (GO): nuclear pore; nuclear pore cytoplasmic filaments
Molecular function (GO): RNA binding; structural constituent of nuclear pore
Source: RefSeq, a predicted model, not a curated record